CUAUCCUGUUCAAUGCGCGUCUCCAGCAAUCGGUGCUAUCAGUGCAGAAUUCAAAACCCACAAUCCUUGCCACUCCCAGUGCUAUGUUUGCCCCAGUGGCAGCGAUACCUCAGGCCUCAGGGCUUAUCCUGUGACGCACCAUCCGUCGUCAAUAAGGAGGAUUUGGGACCUUGCAGACCAAGGAAAGAGCCUAUGCAUCUCAAUCUGCCCGACGGACGGUAUUGGGCAUGCUGUUCUUUGCGUCAGUGCUGUUAGUUUUCGUGGUGAUGACGAAAAAAUCACAUAUAUUGGUUCAACGAAUAUAUCUGAUUCGUACAAAUAGGAGCAAUCACUGCGGAAACGAGAUUUUGACGAGGGUAUCCAUACGGUGUGGAGUUGAAUUCGAGAGUGAAAGUACAAGGGAGUUGGCGUUCAAUGUUCAGUUGUGGCCUAUUGCAGAGUCCACACGACGGGUUAUAAACCACCCUCUGGAAACUAGAAACGGAGAGCCUGUUUUAGGUCAAGUUCAUUGUUCAGCAUGCUUCACAAACAGCUGACCUGUUCGUCGACGUAUGAAAUGAUUCUUUUGACGCGUUAGUAUUCGCCACUGUGACUCGGAAGGGCACAGGUACAAAAUUUCAC
Suillus bovinus is the source of this 621-nucleotide messenger RNA. RefSeq lists its product as uncharacterized. The record is from RefSeq and is a predicted model, not a curated record. The coding region runs from base 228 to 536 and encodes 102 amino acids. NCBI's taxonomy places the organism in Eukaryota, Fungi, Basidiomycota, Agaricomycetes, Boletales, Suillaceae. The transcript has a single exon.